AUGACGAUGUACCGGCCUUAUCGACCAACACUUCAUCCACCAUCACCGUUUGCAGCUCUGAGAGGUUCUACUUCUAUCAGCAAUGGCCUCCUCCAAACCUCUCUUAUCAUCACCACUCCCUCUGUCCCCACUCAGAUCCCACGCACCGCUGCCCCUAAACUGAAACCCCCUACUGUUCUGCAGGAGUUUGUGAACCAUAGCGGGGUUAUCUUCAAAGUGUACGUCGUCGGGAAGUAUGUGAAAUGCGUUAAACGGAAAUCGUUGUCGGAUAUUGUAGAAGAGAAAUUGGAGAGUUUGCAUGGUUCUUUAUCAUUCUCUCAGGUUUCUAACCUGACUUCACAUGACAGAAACGAUGAUAAGUACUAUAAGAGGAUGGAUUUGGAAGAUGCAGAGAUGUCACUGAUGAGUCUAAUAACCAACAUUGCUCGUGGAUUGCGCAAGGCAAUGAAACCUCGCCUCUUCAAUUUCGAUGUCAUCAGGGAUACAAAAGUUGGGAACAGAUACCUUGUUAUUGACAUCAACUACUUCCCUGGAUACGCGAAGAUGCCUGGUUAUGAAUCUGUUCUUACUGAUUUCUUCUGGGAUGUGUUGAACAAGAAAUAA
Molecule: messenger RNA, 603 nt
Organism: Lactuca virosa
Lineage: Eukaryota; Viridiplantae; Streptophyta; Magnoliopsida; Asterales; Asteraceae
Source: the annotation of a GenBank genome assembly